This is a messenger RNA of Diaporthe batatas, 6414 nucleotides long. RefSeq names its product protein kinase C. Gene Ontology annotation, biological process: protein phosphorylation; signal transduction; fungal-type cell wall biogenesis. The record is from RefSeq and is a predicted model, not a curated record. Bases 924 to 4328 code for a protein of 1134 amino acids. The transcript has 7 exons. NCBI's taxonomy places the organism in Eukaryota, Fungi, Ascomycota, Sordariomycetes, Diaporthales, Diaporthaceae. Gene Ontology annotation, molecular function: ATP binding; diacylglycerol-dependent serine/threonine kinase activity.
AUCCAAUAUCACCUGCGUGCCUAGGUGCUUGGGUGACCGUACCGUUGAUCGAUUGAGCUGCUGGGUGCUGAGGCAGGCUGAGAUGCGAAACAAAAACCCCGCCAUUGAACCUCCAACACGGCGGCGGUCCAUUCGCCCAUUCACCCACCGUCUCUAUCUCUCUAUCUAUCUGUCUCCCCGUGCGUGCCAGAAGCACUGACGACAUUGCCCUUUCAACAUUUCCCACGCACCGCAAACAUACACAGCACACACUCUCACCACUCUGCCACCCCAUCUCGCACUGGAUCACACCCCCCUCCCCACCCAGAUCCCAGAUUGUCGGCUCCACAUCCCUCGCCGAGUCUGAACAAGAUCGCCCCUUCACGUGAGCUGAUGCUACACUACUGCUAGCGGUCGGGCGAGCCUUGGAACCCAACCGAACCCGUGCGGCGGCAGUGGCAGAGCAGAGCCGGUGGCUGUGGGACAGGACACACACGGCCUGAUAGAGCCGGCCAGAGAGGCAGGACAGACCAGCCCAGGGUAGGGGGUGGAGUCCUGGGCGGUUGCGUGGGGACUGCAACUGCAUCUGCGCCCGCACUCGCUCCCAGUCGGGCACGACCAGUCUGGCUGUACUCCGUACUAGCCAAAUCUUCACCAACCCGCGAGACCUCCCCGUGGACCACGACAACAACCUCCCUCUCUCCCUCGUGUCGCGUGGGGCGACACGAUCAAUCUGCCCGUCAACCUCUUGAUCCCUCCACCCGCCCGAUAAAGACCACCAUCUCACCAACCCACCCAGCUCUCCCAGCCGGCGACGGGCCACCUCGCUCUCCGCUCUCUGCUCUCCGCUCUCCGUCCUCUGCUAGGCCACCACAUCCCUUUCCACUCCCGAUCUUGCUCUUCUCUGCACUGCGCGCCUGCUCGCGCAGCACAACACCGCCGCCAUGGCCGACGAAGACAAGAUAAUGGAGGUCUACAAGAAGAUCGAGCGUGAGAAGUCGCUGAUCCAGGCCGCAAACCUCAUGCGACAGCAGACAAACAACGACACUGUCCGCUCAAAGCUCGACACCCAGAUGCGCGAGGGCAAGAGGAAUCUCGAGUUCUUCGAGGAGAAGCUUAAGGAGCUUCAGCUGCGCCGGGGCAUGCAGGGCAUGGACUUGGGCCCCGGAAGCUCCAGCUCACGACCCCAUGGCACGCGCGCCGACUCGGAUGCCCCUCCCACCCCUCCGCCCAAGGAUGCAUCCGGUCAUGCAACUUCUGGCGGCGAGACCCAGUUCAGUCAGAUCGGCGGCCACAGCGACUUGAUGCCUCCCCGUCAUCCAUUUGCACCACCCGGCCCCGGGUCUUCGGGCCCCAAACCUCGCCCCAACUUCACCAAGCUUGACCUGAUCAAAUAUGACACGCCCUACCUUGGGCCCCGCAUCCAGCUCAUGCUAUCUCAGAUCCAGUUCAAACUGAAUGUCGAGGAGCAGUACCUGAAGGGCGUCGAGAAGAUGGUGCAGUUGUACCAGAUGGAAGGCGACAAGAAGAGCCGAGCCGAUGCCGCAGCCAGGAAAGUCGAGAGCAAGCAAAAGAUAACCCUCCUCAAGCAGGCUCUGAAGCGGUAUGAAGAGCUGCACAUCGACACCGACAGCGCUGAAAACUCGGACGAUGACAGUAUCAAUAUGCCAAACUUGCGGAAACCAUUGUCCGGUCAGCUCACCAUCAGGGUCGUUGCCGUGAAGGAUGUAGACCACGCCCCAACCGGACGCUUCGCUCGAACCCCUGAUACCUUUGUCGCCGUCAAGGUAGAGGACGCGGUCGUGGCACGAACGAGGGCUACCCGAAAUGACCGAUGGGAGGCCGAGUACCACAACAUCGACGUGGACAAGGCAAACGAGAUCGAAUUGACGGUGUACGACAAGCCUGGGGAGCACGCCCUCCCCAUCGGCUUGCUCUGGGUCAGGAUUUCCGACAUCGCGGAAGAGCUGCGUAGAAAGAGGAUUGAGGCGGAGAUCAACAACUCAGGAUGGGUGUCGGCCGAUAGGAUGGCUAACUCCAAGCCUCCGUCGCAAUUCCCAAUGAAUCCACAGCAACCGCAGCCUCAAUUCGGCCCUCCUCCGACCUCACCUGGAUAUCAAAGUGCGCAGGCCACCUACCCGCCACCGCAAGCUCCGGCACAAGCGGUGAACCAGCCCAUCGAUGGGUGGUUCAACCUGGAGCCCACCGGCCAGAUCCUGUUGAACUUCAACUUCAUCAAGCAGACCAGCAACACACACAAGUUCGAUGUCGGUCUUGGUCGAAAGGGUGCCGUCCGUCAGCGCAAGGAGGAGGUUCACGAGAUGUACGGACACAAGUUUGUGUCGCGGCAGUUCUACAACAUCAUGCGUUGCGCCUUCUGCGCCGACUUCCUCAAGUACUCGGCGGGCAUGCAGUGCGAGGACUGCAAGUACACUUGCCACACGAAAUGUUACACUAAUGUUGUAACCAAGUGCAUCAGCAAAUCGAACGCAGAGACCGACCCCGAGGAAGAGAAGAUCAACCACAGGAUUCCCCACAGAUUCCAGGGCUUCUCGAAUCUUACUGCCAACUGGUGCUGCCACUGUGGCUACCUACUGCCUUUUGGAAGGAAGAACUGCAGGAAAUGUUCAGAAUGCGCUCUCACUGCUCACGCGCAAUGUGUGCAUUUGGUACCGGACUUCUGUGGCAUGUCCAUGACCACUGCAAACCAGAUUCUUGAGGGCAUGAGGUCCCAGAAGCAACGCCAAUCUCAGAGGCCAUCGAUGAGCGAGAGGACACUGCGUUCCGGCACAACCAGCCCUGGGGCCUCGCAAGCUUCGACACUUUAUGACCGCACGAGUGGGGGCUCGUUCAACGCAGUUUCUCCUGAGGCUGCAGAGGCUGCCAGGAGAACUUAUGGCCAGCCCUCACCGGACCGGCCUGGAAACAGCCGUAUGUCGAGCUCAACGGAUGCCGCCGCUGCGGCAACAAUGGCUAUGAGCGGAGCAGUUGGGACCCAGUCCCCGCGGCCGCAGCAAGGCGGGCAGCAGGACUACAUGGCUCGUCAGGAUAGUUACGGGCAGCCCCAGUCAGGGCAGGAGGAUCCGUAUGCUUCUCAGCAGCAUGGCAGUCCCACGCAGGGUCGCAGAUACAACCCAGCCGAUUACGCCAAUGUCAACCAGUACGCUCAGCAGCCUCCCGUGCAGCAGCAGCGACCACCCGUCCAAGCCCAACCGCAGCAGCCUUAUCAGCAGCCAAUCGCUGCGCCCAAGCCCCAGCCGGAACCCAUUGCGCCCUCGCCGACCUCCACAGCCUCCUCGGGCCCGCUCAAGAAGCCCCUCCCGUCGGCUACCGACCCUGGUACCGGUAUGCGUAUUGGGUUGGAUCAUUUCAACUUCCUUGCGGUUCUUGGAAAAGGUAACUUCGGAAAGGUCAUGCUUGCGGAGACAAAGAGAUCAAGGAAGCUUUACGCUAUCAAGGUGCUCAAGAAGGAAUUUAUCAUCGAAAAUGACGAAGUCGAAAGCAUUCGAUCCGAAAAGCGGGUCUUCUUGAUUGCUAACCGCGAACGACAUCCGUUCUUGACCAACCUCCACGCCUGUUUCCAGACAGAGACAAGAGUUUACUUCGUGAUGGAGUACAUCAGCGGUGGUGAUCUGAUGCUCCAUAUCCAGCGCGGGCAGUUUGGAACCAAGCGUGCUCAGUUCUAUGCUGCUGAGGUCUGCUUGGCUCUCAAAUAUUUCCACGAAAACGGUGUUGUUUAUCGAGACCUGAAGCUUGACAACAUUCUCCUCACUCUUGACGGUCACAUCAAGAUUGCCGACUACGGUCUCUGCAAAGAAGACAUGUGGUUCGGCUCCACGACGAGCACGUUCUGUGGCACGCCCGAGUUCAUGGCACCCGAGAUUCUUUUGGACAAGAAGUACGGACGCGCCGUGGACUGGUGGGCCUUUGGUGUUCUUAUCUACCAGAUGCUCCUGCAACAAUCUCCUUUCCGUGGUGAAGACGAGGACGAAAUCUACGACGCCAUCUUGGCAGAUGAGCCUCUCUACCCUAUUCACAUGCCUAGGGACUCGGUGUCGAUCCUACAGAAGCUGCUCAUCCGUGAGCCUGACCAGCGACUGGGAAGCGGGCCCACCGAUGCGCAGGAGGUCAUGAGCCAGCCUUUCUUCCGGAACAUUAACUGGGACGACAUCUACCACAAGCGCGUCGCGCCUCCUUUCCUGCCUCAAAUCAAGAGCGCAACUGAUACUAGCAACUUCGACUCCGAGUUCACGAGUGUUACUCCGGUUCUCACCCCAGUCCAAUCAGUGUUGUCACAAGCCAUGCAAGAAGAGUUCCGUGGCUUCUCCUACACCGCCGAUUUUGAGUAGACGAGGAAGCAUAAUGACCAAUGUAAUUGGUACCCGUGUGCGAACGAUCAUGGUUGCAAUUGACUUUGGCGGGGCCCUUGGUUGGCAUGUAGCCGCGCUUGCCAGAAUGUGCGGGCCACGAAAGGCUGGUUUUAUAUAUUGAGGGCUAAUAAUACUUGGGCGAGGCCAAGCGCAGGGUGUUCUCAUGCGCACGCAAGUGCUCAAAGGCCACGCCCCUCGACGCUGGAGCAUACGACGCAUCGGCAGCGCAUGGGACUGGAUGUUAGAUACUGUAGAAAUGAUGGCCACGUAUUUGACGAUGAGUUCCUUGAGCGGGCGACGGCUAGACAGCCUACUUUAAUAGAGAGAGCAUGGAAACAAAGAGGAGAUGCCCCAAACAGACUGGGUAUCAUUGCACCCAGCGCCUCGUGAACAACACUGGCCAGCUUGGAGGCGCCUUUUACACUUGGUCGCCCAGCCUGCCUUCUAUUGGUAUCGAACAGUGUCCCGAUGCAUGGCUUUGAAUGUAGAGAGACGAGACCAGGCGUACACACAAGACCAGUCCUUGCAUCAACCCCAGUGCUCGAAUGCGCCAGCCCGUGUACAUAUCUACACGAGACAACAGUGGACGGCGAGUCACCCGUGUCUCUAUACAAUGAUUUUACAGACCUUGUCCUUGCUCUUUUUCCCAACUGUUGGGUGCAGACUUCAGCGCUGGCGGGCCAACAGCGCGGCGACGCCGGCCACGGCCACGGCGCCCGUCACGGCACCCUCUAGAGCAAUGAGGGAGACAUCCCUCAUGCGCAAGUCUAUCAUCCUGUCGCUAUACAGGUCCUCGAGCGCGGGCCGCCACAGGCUGGGGUCCGACAGGAACUCCUUCCACGAUAGCACCGGCGGGCUCGGCACGGUCGGGGUGUCGGCAUCUGGCAGCGAUGCCAGGGGCGCAGCCUCGACGCCGACGCCCUCGACGACGGCGGCGGCAGCAGCAGCAGCUGUUGCGGCGGCGUCGGCCUCCUCCCUCCUGGUCAGGGCGCCCCUGACCUCCUCGAGCUCCCGGCGGACGGCGUCGAGGGCGGCCUUCUCCUCGGCGGCGAUGCCCUUCAUGAGCCUCUUCCGCUUCCAGGGCUCGGCGACGAACUGCAGGACGAUAAACAGCAGGAUGUUGACGCCCAUGAGCCCCCAGGUGCCCCAGGUGGACUGGCGGCGGAUGCGGUCGCUCCAGAUCUGCUCCUCGUGGUAGCGGCGCAGGAUGCCGCUGUUGAGGGCCUGGCUGAGGCGGGCCUCGUCGGCCUCUGCGUCGGUGAGGGCGGUGGAGGCCUCGGCGACCUCGGCCUCGAGCUCGUGGUCCUGGCGGUACAUGGUGGUGAAGCGCUCGAGGUCGGGCGGGGCCCAGGUGUCCUUGCGGGCCAGCAGGGUGGUGACCUCGCGCUGGGUGGAGGCGCGGCGGGCGUUGACGGCCUUGUAGUGCUGGCGCGCGCGCUUCAGGUCGGCCUGGGCGCGGGCCAGGUCGGCCUCGAGGGCGGCGUUGGAGGCCUUGAUGGCCUCGAUGGCGCUGUAGCCCGUCAGGUCGCUGAGGGUCUGCGAGGCGACCAGCACGCGGGACUGCAGGUUGUCCAUGACGUGGGAGAACUGCUGGGAGGCGGCGGAGCGGCGGGAGUCGGCCUGCGAGGGGAGCUCGGGGCCUGGUCUCGAGGCGCCUGUCUGUGUGGCAGGGGACGAGCCUCCUGGCGGCGGUGUCUGGCUCGUGGAGUAGAGGCGCAGUCGGCUUUGCGGCCUACAUGGUGUGUGCAGGGAGAGCAGCUGCCGUCGAGGGCUGCGGCUGGCGGUCAGGGCUCGGGUGGUGGAGGCGGAUAUCGAGGCGGAUAUCGACAGCGAGGCGGUCGAGGCUGGUGCUGAUGGGCCAGUGAGCUGCUUGAGGAGGAAGGUGGUCGACCCGGGCCGCAACAAGGGCCGAGCAGCAGCUACAUGGCCCGUCAUUGCCAAUUGGGGUGCAGGGCAGUCGCAGCGGGACGAGAGGCAGCGGGCUGUCAACUGUCAACCGUUUAAUGACCGAGGGGCGGGUGUGGUCGGCCCCCUUUGGACGCCGCACUUUUUAUUUCAAUGCCAC